AUGUCCUGCUCUUGGCGAGUGGUUGAAGCAUGCAAGGUAAAGCCAAGGGAUGAAGUGCUUGUCUACAGCUGUGGAGAAGUCUUGACUCCAAGUAGCACGCCUGUUUUGAAUGUGGAAGAACGGGAGGAGCUGGAGGAUGUCAUUGAGAUUGAGAUGGCCUGUCCAGCAGAUACCGUACUCGUUUGUAGCAGCCCUGGCAGGCCUUAUGUGGUGGUCUUUGGAAAGCAGCCCGAUCUUCGUAACUUCGAUGUUCUGCUCAUGCUGCUCUCGCGCCAACCAAAAGAACUGGAUGAGGCUCUCGGGACAAGCCAGAGCCUGCGGACAUGUCAGUAUUUGGCUGGAGAUUCUGAGCUACAAAGUGGGGCCAAACUCUACCUGGAACCGCAUCAUGUCCGUGGAGUCAAUCAUUUGAUUCGCCAUGGAACUCUAAGGUUCAGCCCAAGGGGGAGGCACAUCAUUUUGAGCGCUAGCUAUGAGGAGGAGAUCAGGCGAGUUGUAAAGUCUCUACGAAAGAAGGACAACGUGAAGGUCACCUCUUGCAGGAAGCUUGUGGAUUGCAUCGACCUGUAUGAGCCAUCGUGCAAUGAGAGGCUUGUCACGCUGAAUACAUUUUUGGCCAUCGAGCCUGUACCGAGUGUGGUAGAGACCACAGUGUCCACCACGGAUGCUCGAAGUGCUACAAUGCAUCAAAACCCACGGUAG
Durusdinium trenchii is the source of this 702-nucleotide messenger RNA. Lineage: Eukaryota; Dinophyceae; Suessiales; Symbiodiniaceae. The record is from the annotation of a GenBank genome assembly.